AUGGGUAUGGGUGAGCCCAUGCUGAACCUCAAAGCAGUUCUGGAGGCUCACCAAUGCUUGAAUAAGGAACUAAAGAUUGGGCAAAGGAUGAUGACAAUCUCAACAGUAGGUGUUCCCAACACGAUAAGUAAGCUAGCAUCCCACAAGCUUCAGUCGACACUGGCAGUCAGCCUGCAUGCCCCAAAUCAGAGGCUGCGCGAAACAAUUGUUCCAAGUGCAAAGGCAUAUCCUCUGGAAGCACUAAUGGAUGAUUGCAAGAAUUAUUUCCUCGAAACUGGACGCAGGGUAUCCUUCGAGUACACUCUGCUAGCUAGGAUUAACGAUGAAAAGGCGCACGCUGAAGAACUUGCAGCGCUGCUGCAUGCAUGUGGAGGUGGUUAUCACGUGAACUUGAUUCCCUAUAACCCGGUAGAAGGAUCUGAGUACAAGAGGCCGUACAGAAAAGCGAUUCAAGCGUUUGUUGAUGCACUAGAAUCUCGGAAGAUCACAGUCAGCGUUCGACAGACCCGUGGGCUUGACGCUAAUGCGGCUUGUGGGCAGCUCAGGAAUGAGUUCCAGAAGAAUCCUCUGCUCGAGUCGUCCCCACCCUCUGAGCCCAACCAACUGCUCGAGUCGUCUACGCCCUCGGAGCCCAGCCUUGUUCCCGCUUAG
Triticum turgidum subsp. durum (durum wheat) is the source of this 651-nucleotide messenger RNA. The record is from the annotation of a GenBank genome assembly. NCBI's taxonomy places the organism in Eukaryota, Viridiplantae, Streptophyta, Magnoliopsida, Poales, Poaceae.